Messenger RNA from Pseudopipra pipra, 360 nucleotides. RefSeq names its product feather keratin B-4-like. Gene Ontology annotation, molecular function: structural constituent of cytoskeleton. The transcript has 2 exons. Gene Ontology annotation, cellular component: intermediate filament. The record is from RefSeq and is a predicted model, not a curated record. Lineage: Eukaryota; Metazoa; Chordata; Aves; Passeriformes; Pipridae. The coding region runs from base 1 to 360 and encodes 119 amino acids.
AUGCUGGCCACUCUCUAUCAGCUUACCAAGCUCUGCCGCCCCUGCGGACCCACCCCGCUGGCCAACAGCUGCAACGAGCCCUGUGUCAGGCAGUGCCAGGACUCCACCGUCCUCAUCCAGCCCUCCCCCGUCCGCGUCACCUUCCCAGGGCCCAUCAUGACCUCCUUCCCCCAGAGCUCCUUCGUCGGAUCCACCGCAGGGGCUGCCCUGGGCACGGAGCUCAACGUCCAGGGACAGCCCAUCUCCGGCGGCUUUGGGGCCGGAGGCUACGGCCUGGGCUAUGGCCGUGGCUUUGGCUACGGCCUGGGAGGCCUGGGCUGCUCUGGCUUGGGAGGACUGGGUUGCUCGGGCACCUGCUGA